UUUUAGUUAGUAGUGAAUUUGGACCCCGCGAAAUCAUCUGAAUCAUGGCUCAUAGGGUUAGUGUUAAGAGCAGAACUGAUACUAUGAUGAUCUCCCAGAGAUCUGUCAAACCUGGAACAGGUUUGCUAAAAUCAGGUGUAAACCGAUCUGCACUUGGAGAAAUUACAAACAAGGAUGCGAAACCUUUUGAAUUUGGAAAGUCUAUCAAGCCUCUUAAACCUCGGCAGACUAAGGUUGCUGCUCGGCGUCUCCUGCUUGCUCCAGAGACUAAUCAAAUGGAAGUUGACGACACUGAUGUUGUUGAGGAGUCGUAUCAGGAUAUUUUGUCUAACCGAGUGACUGCUUUAGCUGUACAGUUACCUACUGGAGUUGUUGAUAUUGAUUCAGAGGAUCUAGACAAUCCUCAGCUAUGUUCAGAAUAUGCUCCGGCAAUGUACGCGUAUCUGCGUUCGAUGGAAGAGGAGUUUAGUAUCCAAAGUGAUUAUUUAUCUGGGUAUUGUAUUACACCAAAAAUGCGUUCUGUGCUGAUAGAUUGGUUAGUUGAUGUUCAACAGCAAUUCAACCUUCUCCCUGAGACUCUGUAUCUGACCGUUUCUAUUCUAGACAGGUUUUUAAGCGGAGACAGUGGUAAAGAUGUCCACAGAAGUAAGCUUCAAUUGGUCGGUAUCUCGGCUAUGUUUAUUGCCUCUAAGAUUGAAGAAAUUUAUGCUCCUGAACUAAAUGACUUCGUUUACAUCACUGACAAUGCCUACACUUCUGCUGAAGUGAGGUCGAUGGAGCUUAACAUUUUUAAGGCUCUUAAUUAUCAUUUUGGAAAACCUUUGUCGAUCAACUUCCUGCGCCGGUAUUCUAAAGCUGGCGACGUCGACGUUACUGAACACGCUAUGGCGAAAUAUAUUCUAGAGGCUAUUCUACUUGACUACAGUUUGGUGUCUGUAAACCCCUCCAUGGCAGCAGCUACCAGUCUGUACCUUUCUCUGUGUAUCCUGGGGAUGGAGGUUGAAGACAAGAUCCUGUGGACCCAAUCCCUCCAUCACUAUACUGGGUAUACCCAGGACCAGGUUCAUGAGCAGGCGCAUGGUGUAGCUGGUGCGCUCAAGACUGCGCACACAGGGAAGUAUGCAGCAAUUCGACAGAAAUUCAGUUCCUCAGUAAUGCAACGAAUAGCGCGCAAUCCAGCAUUGGAGUCCAAACUUAGGUUUCUAUAAGUUUCACUCUUCAUUAAUAUUUUGAUAUUUGAAGCAAAGCUUAGUAAAUUAUUUUUAAUAUUUAUAAUUGUUAUUUAAUUAAGUUUAACUUCGAAUAUGACUUUUUGUUUUACUCUUCUUAAGACGUUGAAUAUUUUGUAUAAAGUUGACAUUCCACUACUUGAGUGGUAAGCUUUUUACGUUAUUUAAAUAAAAGCUUUGCUUUUAUUCAUUCUGUCUAUUUUGUAUUGUGACUUUGUAAAUAUAUUUUCACUUCA
Molecule: messenger RNA, 1465 nt
Organism: Eurytemora carolleeae
Lineage: Eukaryota; Metazoa; Arthropoda; Copepoda; Calanoida; Temoridae
Product: G2/mitotic-specific cyclin-B
Exons: 9
Coding region: 45-1208 (387 amino acids)
Biological process (GO): regulation of cyclin-dependent protein serine/threonine kinase activity; mitotic cell cycle phase transition
Cellular component (GO): cytoplasm; cyclin-dependent protein kinase holoenzyme complex; nucleus
Molecular function (GO): cyclin-dependent protein serine/threonine kinase regulator activity
Source: RefSeq, a predicted model, not a curated record